UUCUGCAUUACUGUAGUGCAGAAUUUAAGUCAUAGAUAACAGUUUUAAUUAUUCAUGUCCUAAAUUUGUGCAGCGCUGUGGGUAAACGUUUAGAAAGGGUCCCACGUGCGUGUUUAUACAGCGCAUGCUCGUCUCGGAGUUCACCGGAAGUCCGAAAAUUAUUAUUCAAUAUUCAUUUCUUGUUACACAUCUCGUUCAGUCAGCGCAGCAAGCUCCUUCAGCCUUUUUCUUGUGCACAAAGCAGCGAAAAGUUGACUGUAACGAAUUCGUCUUCGCAACCUUAUGAAAUAAUGCCAGGCUUUGAGCUGGAGCAGGUGGACGGUGGCAGUCCUAUAGAGCUGCCCUUUGGAGAAACUGUCCUGGGGAGAGGACCAUUUCUAGGAGUGAAUGAUAAGAGAGUGUCCAGAAACCACGGCGUCCUCGAGAACCUGAAUGGCCAGCUGCGUCUGAAGCCUACACACCUGAACCCAUGUUUUAUUCAGACGAACAUUGUGGCUGUGCCUCAGCCGCUGGAGAAGGACCAGUGGCAUUGCCUAAAGGAGGGCGACAUCUUCUCUCUCAUGCCUGGGAAAUACAUUUACAGAGUGCAUGUCAAAGAAGAUGGUCAAACCCUGAGAAACAGUCAGGCGUUUGAGGAGGAGAUGGAGGUGGAGAAGUGUUCGAGUGGACCAGCAGCACCCUCUGUAGACUCGGCCACACUUGAAGCCAACAGCUGCACGCCCACGAGCCCAAGCGCCACACUCACAGAAGAUAAAGGAGCCGGUUAUCCUUCACACACUCUUUCCUCUGCAAAUGAGCCAUCCACAAAGAGACAACAGGACGUGCCUGAUGUGCCACAGAAGAAGCGGAUCUUGCCGGACUGGAUGUUGACUUCAACCAAAGGUACUGUCCCCAUGGCAACAGAUCCAGUCUGGUGGGUGAUGGGGGGUGAUGCAAAACCCAAACAAGGAGCUACAUCCAAGAGGGCAACUGGACCCAAACGGGCUCGUGCCACACAGGUGUCAUCUGAGGAAGAGGAGGUGGAGGAAGAGAUGCCCGAAAGGAAAGCAAAGGGACUGAAGAGUGACUCUGAAGAUGAGUCUGGGCCUCAGGAUGAUGCAACCGCUCUCAAGAGCAGUAGAGUCGGAUCAGUCCCGGAUGAAGAGAACAGCAACGGUUUGAUGGAGUGUGAUGAUGGGGAGAGAAGAGGAGGUGGCAGGGGAGCCGAGGUCAGACAAGGAGCUCACGCUGAACACUCAAAGACACAAGAAGAAGAUGCCAGUGAUUCUCAGGUCAGCCAGGGACGCCAGCAGAGGUCAAAGGUCACGGAGAGCAAAACAAGCACCAGUAAGGUGAAAAAACAGCGACGGGCACCAUGUCCUUACGGCAGCUCCUGCUACAGGAAAAAUCCAGUCCACUUUCAGGAGUGCAGUCACCCUGGAGACAGCGACUAUGAGGAAGAGGAGGCAGAGGAUGCUGACGAUGACAGGCCUGAGUGUCCGUAUGGUACCCACUGCUACAGAAAGAAUCUACUUCACAAGAAAGAUUACAAACACACUAAAUCACCACCCAAGACUGCUGCUGCUGAUGAUGAGGGUGAGGAUGAUGAUCACUAUGAAAACAGUUUUAUUAAUGAUGAGAGCGAGGAGGAGGAGGAGGUGGAUGAAGACUCGGACUAUGUGCCCGAAUCAGACGACAGUGGCAAAGAGGACGUUAAACGUCUGCAGAAAGAAGCAAAAGCAUUCAUCAGGAGGAAGAAGUGACAUUAGUUUAGGG
This is a messenger RNA of Cyprinus carpio (common carp), 1755 nucleotides long. It is a transcript of the gene aplf, whose product is annotated as aprataxin and PNKP like factor. The record is from RefSeq and is a predicted model, not a curated record. Bases 291 to 1742 code for a protein of 483 amino acids. The transcript has 12 exons. Gene Ontology annotation, biological process: double-strand break repair. Gene Ontology annotation, molecular function: 3'-5' exonuclease activity; protein binding; DNA-(apurinic or apyrimidinic site) endonuclease activity. Lineage: Eukaryota; Metazoa; Chordata; Actinopteri; Cypriniformes; Cyprinidae. Gene Ontology annotation, cellular component: nucleus; site of double-strand break.